Molecule: messenger RNA, 6590 nt
Organism: Lymnaea stagnalis (great pond snail)
Lineage: Eukaryota; Metazoa; Mollusca; Gastropoda; Lymnaeidae
Source: the annotation of a GenBank genome assembly
UACAAAAUGGCUGCUGAUGCCAGCGGUGUUGAGACUGUUCAAGUUCCGUUUGUGAAAAAAUGUGAAUUCAACUACCUCGAUUACUUUUCGCGCUCUAACUACCUCAAUAAACAGAUUGUAACACAAGAGAAAUCUCUCAUUAAGUAUAUGGGUAAUAGAUGGGAUGACUUACCACCAGCACAACAAGAUGCAUUGAUUGAUCUGUUAUUUGUGGAAGACAAUAUCCGAAACAAGUUUUCAGCUUCGACAAAUAGGAAAACUGUCUCUGUACACGAUUUGACAGUAGGUCAGAAAGGAGACGAAGAUUCUAAGCUAAUACAGACGUCAUUUCCUCGUUUAUACAUUAAUUCGGGGCAGAAAAUCAAUGUAGAUUUUGAAAAUGAUGUAAGUAAUACUAAUGGCCACUAAUGAUACUAAUGACUAAUGGUAUGAGUAUGUUAACUUAAUGAAAGUUAAUGCAAAGAAGAAAUACCAUGACCUAUCACUCGGCCGCCAUCUUUUAGGGCUAGGGGGUUCACGGGUCGCGGCAACUAAUAUGGCGGACUUGUAAAAUUAACCUGACUUGCUUCUGCUAAAAUUAGGAAUAAAAUGUUAAAAUUUAAUUUAAAAAUGUUUGCCAGUACAUAAAUUUCGUGGUGAACAUAGCUAUUUUAUUGUAUCUGUCUAGAUAUUUGGCAAGAAGCGGUCACGACCUGUGGUCGCUCCUAUUCCUCACGUAAUUCAGCCAGUACACACACAAAAUAAUUCACUAAACCUAACCUUUAACCCUAAAUGUAUCCCUAAACCUAACCUUCACUCUAAAUGUAAUCCUAAAGCCCUAAACCUAACCUGAACCUAAAUGUAUCCCUAAACCUAACCUGAACCCUAAAUCUAACCCAAAUGCUAAAACUAGCCAGAAAGCCUCAAGUAAAAAAAAAAACGUGUGCAGCUGCAAUUACACAUUGUGGCAAGAAAAGUAAAAAAAUGAAGAAAAACAACCAAACAUAAUUGUAAAAUAAAUAAAUAAUGAAAACCAAACUUACAGUUUCAUAGAAUGCACUUUUACACACUUUAUUUCUGGUUCUACCGAAAAAAAUAUUUUUAAAAAUGUCCGAAAAUGAAUAAAAUACAAUACCAAAUAUGGUGGAAAAAUUAAAAUAUUAUAAUUACCCAACCAAUGAAAUUUUAAAAUUAUAAUUAAUCAACCCAAAAAAUUGAUUACAAAACAUGUCAUCGUUCGAUUAAGUAAAAUUUAACUCAGUAACAAAAAGCAAGGCGAGUGAAUCCAAAACAGAAACUUAACAAAUACAUGCAAAUGGCGUCAUGGCAUGUCUUCUUUGCAUUAGCCAUUUUUAUUUAUAAUUUAAUAUGAUAAUACUAAUACUUAUCGGCGGCAAUAGGCUGGUAGCCGGGCACUUUCUAACGAAAAGUAUACUAUUAAAAAAAAAGGUGUGUGGAAGCUUGCAUUAAGAAACAGGACAAUGAGACAAGAACAUUUCAGCUAAGAGAAGUCAUCAGCAGACAGGACAGAUAAAAAUGGGGCUAGAAAUAGACCUUUCUGACCACCGAUGAUCAACAACAAUUCCAUACACAGCCUGACCACAAAACAUAACACUCUCACAAAAAUCAGUCAUAAUUGUCGGCCUAAUUUAAAUUCUAUAAAUAUAUUAUAGUUUGUUUCAAAUGUGUUCUGGAGUCAUAAACCAUAUUUUACAAAAAUAACUUUAUUAUUAGUACAGUACAUAUCUAUUCACUCAAUAUUUUCAGCUUUGGACCUGGAGAGAUGAACAUUCUGGGCCUUUCUCUUGGAUGUCUAGGGUAAGUACGAUUUUUUAGCCCCCUUUUUUUUUCAGUUUAAUAAGUCUAGAAUGAAAAAGCAACAUAUUUAUUUUCUGACACUGUUAUUUUAUAAGGAUUUGUUGGUGUUCCUCAGAGCCAGCAAGAUUUGACUUUGGCUGACUUGGAAACUGAGAAUAUCGCAAAGCCACAACCCAAAUCUAUUAAAACUGACUUGGAGGAAGAGAAACUGCAAAAGGCCCCUUUGGAGUUUGUAGACUUAAGUAACUCAUGGAGUCGGGACAUUAUAGAUGAUUAUAGAAGGAAAGAAAAUGACAUCAUCUUAACACCUAGUGUGUCAGUACUGUUAGGGAAUGUGAAAAAUAGAAACUUUCUUGAAGAAAUUAAUCCAGCAUUCAACCAAAGCUGUGAUGACAUUCCUAUAUCAUCACAGCAAGCUCUUGAGACCAACUCCAAAAGCAGGAACGCCAACGCAAUGGCUCCUCCUGAGAAAAAAUCAGACAACAGAGAGUGUUCCACAAAGUACCCUUCCCCCAAGAAACUGUUUGGCAAAACUGGUUACAGGAAGUCAACAAGUGAUACUGUUCAUGGUCAAGAUAAGUUGAUUGGUGGAGAAGAGAAAGAUAGUGUUAAUGUAUAUAGCAAUGAUGUCAUGGAGUCAGAGUGGUCAUCGUUUGUUGGAGACAAGAAAUCCAAGUCGGCUACAUCCACUGUUGCCCCCGUGCCAAUGACCAUAGACCGGGGAGAUGAUGGACUCUUCAACUCUCCUUAUCAAGGAGAUAGUGUUUGCCUCAUCCAGGCAAGUCCAUCGUCUUUACAACCUACGCCACCAGCAGCAUUGGUGUCACCAGUUCAUAGUGAGUGGUCAGAAGAGAGUACACCGGACCAUACCACCUGUCUUUUGAAAGGAAUGCAGGUAGGGGAUUUUUUUAGAAAUCAUAAUGGUUAAAAUGACUUGAAAGUACCAUAAAUGAUAUUUUUCUGAUAAUUAUAAACCCUUUUCUUGACUUAGAUUGAUGUGUUCAGUGUUGGCAUUGACAUUUGGUUUGUUUUCGGGAUGGCUUAGAGGUAGAUUUCACAUUAAUGGUAUAAAAAGUGUGGGUUUUGUUUUCCAAGAACAGCACACAAAAAAAGACAAUAAAGAUCAAUUCAGCAGGAAAUUGUUAAUUUUUAGCCUUAAAAUGUAUUAUACUCAUUUUAUAACCAUCCAGAUAUAUUAUGAUUUAGUCUCGUGAGAAGAAAAUUCAAUACGUUUUGAUUUAUUCAGUCCCCUCAGCACCAUAGGCGACAACCAAUGACACAGCUUGAUAUGACAAGUCCGGAUGGAGGCAAUGUCCCUGGACAAACUGGAAACUUAAAAGACGAUAGAGCGUCACCUUUAGAAUCGGAUGAAAUAUUGCGAGUUGAGUUAGAAGGAGGGAAUAUAACAGUGACUACAGAAUCUCAGGUAAUUUUGGAUUUACAUGCUAUCCUAACUGUUCCUAAUGUGGCUAAAAUGCUGUUCAAUAAUAGUAUAAUAAUACUUGCUAUUCUAACUGUUCUCAAUGUGGCUGAUAUACUACAUUGCCUCAUACCCGGGAGGUAGAGGAGAAAAUUGCCAGAAGAUAGUGGUGCACAUUGUCUGAUCUAGGCGAUAGUGUGGCACAGGGCCUCAUAUCAAGGAGAUAGUGUAUUUGAAUUAUUCUGGGAUCAAAUAGCCAAGUGAAAUAAAUUCAAGGCAGCUGAUCUUAGAGUUAUAACACCCCACCACCACCCCCCCCCCACUCCCCCCCCCUCCCCCCCCCCGAAUAAGUCAAGUGCAUGGCCAUCUUGACACUUUUAUUUGUCAAAUAAAUUCAAAUCAUUAUUAAAUUUUUCUUGGUGACCAGUGACAGCCACUCAGCUAAUUAAACUGAAGUUUAAACUGAAGUUUAAUAUUUUAAUUUCUUUUUUUUUUUUCUUUUUUUUUGAACUUUUGUAUAAAAAUAUAUAAAAAUAUCUAACAACAUUGUCCUGGUUUCUUUCAGAAAAGAGACAGUGACAUCCCUACAACUGGUUUUGAUUUUUUGGACAACUGGUGAUUUAAGUUUUCCUGGUCAUCAACUUGAUGAUUUAUUUUACCACACAGCUUUGGUAUUCUGCUGCAUCACUUUGGUAUAUUGUGAAUUUGUUGUCAAUGAGUUCCAGUCAGUUAAUAUGUUGCACGAAGAACUAUUUGAAUAUUUUUUUACAUUAAUUAAUCGACUUGUUUUAUAAAUUUUUAUUGUACCAGUAACUUACAAACUAUACAGAACUGUAUUUAUGCAAUAUGCAGACCUGCCAAUUUUUGUCUACCGAUUUUGUCCGAAUUAUACGGAUUUUUUUACCCCUCGUUCCGACCUUCCGACAAAGCCCUUAAAAUUCAGAUUUUCCGAACAUUAUAAUUUUUUACCCUUCAUAACAAUUCGAAAGCGACGAACAAAAUGUGUUUAAAUUGGAUGCGACAGGAAGUGUUGCAUUUGGUUUUACAAAGUGUCUACAUGUCCGGCGGCCUGAUGUAUAAGUGAAUAAGUUCUUGAGCUAUUCAUCCGGCUAUUAUAUAUUCGACCAAGUCACAUAACUGCCGUAACAAAGUUGCUCAAGGUAUUUGGCCGUCAACCUCGUUGCGUGACCCCUAACAGUCAAUCAGAGUUUACAGUACGUCAUUUCAACAAAUUAAAGAUAGUCUGGACAUUUACACGAAAAAGAAAUAUUAGAGCCGUUGCUGGUAUAUAUAAUGAGCAAAUGUUAAAAAGUGGCAAAGUUAAAUAAAGCAUGAUAUGCCCGCCGGAUGAAUAUCUCCAGCACUAUUUAUCCGGUCGGCUGGCUUGUAGACAUGUCAUGUCUCUUUUCACAGCUUGAACCUAGCUCCACGUCCCAGCCUAUCGCAGUGGACUUACUUCUCCUCUUUUCUUUCCCUCUUCCUUAUUUAAUCUCUCACCCAAUUACUUUCUGUCACAUUUCUUUUCCUGCCCUUUGGAUACUACUUCUAAGCUAAAUGUUAUUUUUCAAUUUUAAUUUUAUUCUGUUUUUUCCUGUUGUUUUGUUCGCUGACGAAGGCUUCCUGCCGACACGUUCGUUGUUUUGUUGCGUUCCUUUUUUUCAGGUUUAAUCCUUCUUUGUUUUACUCAUUUGAUAUUGUAGACACUGCCUUGUUUUUAUGGAAGCAAACUGCAAUCUCCAAAUCAUUCUUCAAAUAUCAAUCAUCAAUUGAUCUGAUCGUGAUUCAUUCUUUUUACAAUGCUAAAAAAUAAGUCGGGCUUUUUUUUGUUGUUGUUAAAGCUUUUCUUAACUGGUUAACUACCAUGAGCCGCUGGGAGCAGCUCGGCGUUCGUUCUGUUAUGGCCACGAGCCGCUGGUGGCGCCAAUGUUACCAUCAUAGUAAAUCGAGUCAAAUAUUUAUAUUAUUCCGUUCCCGUUUCACUUCGAGUUUUUAAUUUACCGAUUGGAUGUUUAUAAUCGAAACGCAUGCUAUCGGCAGAAUGUUUUAAAAAACGAAAUAAUUAUUAGUUUUAAUUAAUUUUCCCAACUAGUUACAAGAUAGUACAUGUUUACCGCGGCAACAAGUGACAGGGUUACUAAGGCAUAUAAGAGAUUGGAAGUGUAAAUAUUAUUCAAUUUCUGUGUUCUUUGGUUCAUUUUUCUUAUUAUUGGAUAUACUAUUUGUAAACCACAAAAUAAAAGGCUUUAAAUGAUUUUGAAAUUUAAAUUGUAUACGUGAGUUGCACAUCAAUAUAUUUUUUAUUGUUUUUCUAUUGAAAAUACUAAUUUAACAUUUAAUCAUUUCCUAACAAAACUUAACUUUACAAAUGUUUUCAGCUUAUAUUAUACCAAUUUCAAUUACCUACAAAAUGAUGUAUUAACCAUUAGAAUAUGUUUAUAAUUAAGAAAACUAGCUGAAAUUGUACAUACACCUAAAAUGAAAAAAAUGUGACCUUGAUUUAAUUCGGCCACAGCGCGUUUUUCAAUCUGGUUGUUAAUCAGUUGAUUAAAUGGAUAAAUCUAUUGAAAGUGGUGGGUACAAUCAUAUUAAUAAACAUAUUUUAACCAAAAAAAACAUACAACUAAAAGUAAAAGCAGUGAUGUUUUUCUCAUGUUCUGUGAACUCUUCAAAGACAAUGGAGGUAACUUUAUAUAUCUUUAUUUACAAAAAAGGCAUUAGUAUGUAGAUCUUAAACCCUCCUUUGCCCCUCCUUCUCCCCUGCGUGCACCCCCCAACAGUUUUUUUUCUUGGCAGGUCUGAAUAUGUCAUACAAAUCCUAAAGAUUAUUCUACUAGUAAUUUGCGACUACACAAUUUAUAAUUUUUGUUAACUAGUUCAUUUUGUAGAAAAAGCUGUAUAUUGAAAAUGUCAUUUGUAUAAACUCAACUUAUUGUGUGUAACAGAACCCAUCAAUUCGCUAUUGUGUGCUAAUUGAGCCGAUCAAUUAGCUAUGGCUGUAUGCUAAUUAAACCAAAGACAGGCGAAGUCUAACUAGAAAGAAGAAAGGCAUUGUUUUUGUUGUUCUCGGUAGAGUGAGAUUUCCAGUGUACUGCAAUGUAAGUUCUUUUCAUGGACUUGAACUGUAUUAUAGCUACUCAAGUUUUAUGCUUAAAAUCAAAUCUCUUUACAAUUAUGUUUUUUUUGUAUUUAUUUCUGAUAUAUGUAUUUAACUUAAUUAAAUACUUGACUGUAAUAAUUUUUUUUUAACACUAGCACAUAUAAAAUUAUUAUUUAACCUCUAGUCAUAUACCUAUAAUAUACAAUAACAUACUUCAUAAAUUAUUUAUUUAUUGAAUGUAAAAAUAGAUUUUUUUUUUCUUUAUUUUAAAUGUGG